This is a messenger RNA of Pecten maximus, 2378 nucleotides long. RefSeq names its product neuronal acetylcholine receptor subunit alpha-10-like. Gene Ontology annotation, biological process: chemical synaptic transmission; monoatomic ion transmembrane transport; nervous system process. Gene Ontology annotation, cellular component: synapse; neuron projection; postsynaptic membrane. Gene Ontology annotation, molecular function: transmembrane signaling receptor activity; acetylcholine-gated monoatomic cation-selective channel activity. The record is from RefSeq and is a predicted model, not a curated record. NCBI's taxonomy places the organism in Eukaryota, Metazoa, Mollusca, Bivalvia, Pectinida, Pectinidae.
AUGUUUUAACGUCAGUGCAUAUAUUUGCUGUUGACAGGAUAUGACGUCCUACCGGAACUUCAGGGGAUUCCCGAGAGUGCAUUCUACAAUGUCACAUACGUAGUUCAUUCUUCGGAUGAUAGGCGGAAAAUGUCACAAGAUUUACGGAAUCAGUCAGUUCCAGACGAGCAACGUCUCAUGUACUUCCUCCUCAUGGGGUAUGAAAAGUCUGUCCGGCCUGUCCGAAACGCAAGCAAUCCAGUAGUGGUAGGGAUGGGCCUAACGAUGACUCAGAUUUUUGACAUGGAUGAAAAGAAUCAGGUUCUUGUGACUAACGCCUGGCUCGAUCAGGGCUGGCACGAUGAGUUCCUCAAAUGGGACCCUAAAGAUUUCAACAACAUUACCACAAUUCGGAUACCAUGCGACAAACUCUGGCUGCCGGAUAUCGUCCUUUACAACAAUGCGGCUGAAUACACCGAUGGAGUUAUGCCAGCGAAUGCCAUGGUAAAAAAUAAUGGUGAAGUGUUUUGGCCUGUUCCAACGAAAUUACAAAGUUCCUGUAAAGUUGAUGUGACUUACUUUCCGUUUGAUGACCAAAGUUGUAGAUUAAAAUUCGGAUCCUGGACAUAUGAUGGAUACCAAGUGGAUAUCACGAAUAGAUCGGAAGAGGUAGACCUGUCUAAUUAUGUAGUGAAUGGCGAAUGGGAAUUACUUCAGGUUAGAGUUGUGAGGAACGUUGUUGUAUACCCUUGCUGCCCUGAGCCAUUUCCGGAUGUGACGUUUUAUGUCCAUAUCCGACGUCGAACGUUAUACUAUAUGUACAAUGUUGUGUUUCCGUGUAUAAUGAUGUCGGCGUUGACACUCCUCGUGUUCUGCCUGCCACCAGACUCUGGGGAAAAGAUUGCUUUGGGAAUCACAGUACUAUUGGCCUUUUCAGUAUUCAUGCUGGCAGUAGCGGAAAAUCUACCGGAAACCUCAGAAUUCGUACCGCUCAUAAGUAUAUAUCUGACUAUAGUUAUGACCUUAACUUCCCUGUCCGUCAUGAUGACAGUAUUUGUGUUGAAUCUUCAUCACCGGGGCCCUAACAGAGUGGAAGUACCGCCAUGGAUACGAAGCCUUUGUUUGGGAAAGAUGCAAUCUAUAUUUUGCAUUAACGACGAAAAAAAGUGUAGUUCCUAUCUUACUCCACGAGAGUCCAAAUUCAUCCGAACCAUGUCCUUAAAGGUGACACUUGAUAACAUUGCCCAGGAACUUCAAAACGAAAUCCAGAUGGAAAAUGGCAUGGCGGACACUGUAGUUACAGAAAGGGAAGGUACCACCAUUCAUGAUCACCGUACAAGUGACGGACGUUUUAAUGGUGAUGGACGUUUUAAUGCGGGUUCCAGUGACUCGCUACGACGACAUCAUCGCCCUCCCUUAACAAGGGGACAUUCUAAUAAUAAAGCACACGAUGAAAUUAUACAAGCUUUAAAACGAAUUCUUGAAAAACAUGAGAAGGAGGACAGAGAUUACGAGGUGGUACAAGAUUGGAGGAGAGUUGCUCAAGUCGUGGAUAGGGUGUUGUUCUGGAUAUUUUUCCUUGGAACUUUUACUUCAACAUUGAUAAUUCUUGUCAUCACUCCUGCCUCCAAAUGAGCUAGACUCUGUUUUUGCCAAAAUAUUUUAGCCAAUAUGUUUGAUGUGAUUUGUUCCAGCUUUCAUAGAUCUUUGAUGAUAUUUUGCCGUGGUAAUACCAAGCCCAUUUGACAAUAACCUAAAAAAUUGUAGGUGUUUUAAAUUCGCUAUUUUCGAUACAACAAAAAAACGCGAAAUGUGUACCGUGAAAAAAAAAAUGAUGGUCCAUUGUCAAUAAUACGUUUCCAUUUGCUCUGCAUGUUCACCACAUCAACAAACAAAUUAGAAUGCUUUCAAAUCAUAAUUCUCACAUCAUUUCUGUUUGGUGUAGUGAUGUGAAAAGUAACUUCCGUGUCGGCGUCACUAAAUGACGUCGUUUUGGCUGACGUCACUAAGAUUAUUUGUGACAUCACAAAAAUCGUGCUACCGGGUUAAAAACCGAUUGAGCAAAGUAACUUGCAACAAGUCAUUUAGGUAUGUUGUAUAAACGGUUAAAAUCCACAGGAUGGAGUACAUUGAUUACAAUUGAUGAUUUUGUGUUUAUUUCCAAUAUAUGUUUUACAGGAAUUGUCGCGUCUCAAGAAUAGGUAACAUUCACAGUACAAAAUUUGACAUCAAUUCCUUUUAAAUACCUUUUAAGAAAAAUAUUUUGAUAUAAUUCUUACAGGAUUGCAGAAAAAAAUAUUAUAGGACAAUGACAAUGUGUUUUUAAUGUUCAAAUGUACGAAUGAUACAUAUAUUAUCCUUCAAUAUUUUUCAUAAAUGUUCAACCUUUAAAAAACAAC